UCCUGGCUGAGAGAAGUGUUUUGGGAUUUUUACAGGCUUAAGUUCCUUCAAACGUCCACAUUCACACCCAUACGCACACACUCAACGCUCCCUUGGUUCUGUUCUUUUGCUCAGCAUGAGUUAUCCAUUGGUAAUUCUGCUCUGUGUGGGACUACUGCACCAGACUGCGAGGGCCGCCAUUAUGGAUAAAUUAGCAGACAACAAGAUUUGUGGGGAUGCAGAAUGCUCACAUGUCCUCUCCAUGGCCACAGCCUUGGAUGAUUUCAUUGCUCCUGACUGCAGAUUCAUCAACAUCAAGAAGGGUCAGAUGGUUUAUGUGUACUCUAAACUCAUACCAGAGGAGGGCGCUGGAGUCUUCUGGUCUGGAAGUGUUUACAGUGAGCGGUAUGUGCACCAGAUGGGCAUCAUCGGAUACUUCCCUGCAACUGUGGUGAAGGAGACAUACAAGUUUAGAGAAGACACGGUUCAGAUUCCCACAACUGGCAUGGACUUCUACUGUGAUUAAGACACAGCAGACUGAAGCCUCUUCCCUCCCAAGUUUUGCUUUUAGAAACUCUGGCUUUUAUAAAGGAGAGUAGACAGUUCCUCUCUUGAGUCGGUGUGCCAGACUAUGAGCCAUUACAUCCUGGGGUGUUGUCUCCAACGGGAACAAAAACUUGGGGCUUUCAGCCCCUCAUAGCCCAUAGUCUGACACCCCUGCUGUUGAGUCAGCUAGUUCUAUCUGUCUUGCUUUGUCUGAACAGGACAUUCUGCUCAAUAAACCUUUUUUUCACGUCAAACCAAAAUGUCCAUUAUUUGCAAAG
This is a messenger RNA of Lates calcarifer (barramundi perch), 803 nucleotides long. Its product is annotated as otoraplin. The record is from RefSeq and is a predicted model, not a curated record. Gene Ontology annotation, biological process: cartilage condensation. The coding region runs from base 116 to 505 and encodes 129 amino acids. Gene Ontology annotation, molecular function: protein binding. The transcript has 4 exons. Lineage: Eukaryota; Metazoa; Chordata; Actinopteri; Centropomidae.